This is a messenger RNA of Arabidopsis thaliana (thale cress), 742 nucleotides long. RefSeq lists its product as uncharacterized. The record is from RefSeq and is marked reviewed. Lineage: Eukaryota; Viridiplantae; Streptophyta; Magnoliopsida; Brassicales; Brassicaceae. The coding region runs from base 86 to 544 and encodes 152 amino acids. The transcript is spliced from 2 exons.
AGAAUAUUCGACUGACACACCGUUACCUGCUUACUUGUAGUGCGGAAAAGAAAUUUCAUAUGCAUAUGCAUAGCUAUAGGGAGUGAUGGAGAUAACGCCGAAGAGGUACUGGAGGAGGUGGAGAGGAUACGAGAAGCUUGAUGGGUCAUCGGAGACGACUUCGGGUCGAAGGAAAGGCAAAAGGGUCAAAAUGGAUCCGACUCGCAAGAAACGUUUUUGGAGGAUCAAGAUUGUGCCGAAACUGAGGAUCCUUAAAACGGCGUCGCCGAAGAAGUUCUUGGUGUGGCUACGUGAUUCAUAUGUUAAGAUGAUGAUGCGGUUGGCUAACUCACGGGUUGUUGGAUCUUCUGGAUACGGUGGAUCCGGAUUCGGGUCAGGUCAGAUGAAGGAGUACGAUGAGAAAAUGCUUGUGGAGAUUUACAAGUCGAUACUGAUGGUGCAGGCGCAGGGGAAUCUCGUGCACCGCGACACACCUAAUAAUAAUCUUAAGCUUCCUUCAGAACCAGCGGUUGUCUCUGUCGUAUCUUCUGUUGUUACUUGUUAGGUAAUAAAGAACAAACAAUUAUCCUUUCUUCUUUACGAUAAAUUUCCAAUGUUGAGAAUCAAAAUUGUUGACUUGCUUGAUACUAUUUCGAGAUUGAUGAUAGGCAAAGUUUGUGAUUUUGAUUUGUAUCAAAUUUAUAUAUAUAUAAAAAUAGUACAAGAAAGAAAGAAAGAAAUAAUAGAUGGUGGAUUGUGGGUC